GUAGACAUUAUUCUUUAAAUCAAGUUGAAGAAUUCAGAAUAAAAAUGCGCUUAAUUACUCUUGGCAUUCUCUGCCUCAUUUUGUCCACAAUAGAGUCAACUGUAAACGAGGAAUUAAUCAAAGGAUCUUAUGAUGAUGAUGAAUGGCCAGAUUUUAAUGUCAAAUUAUGGACAUACUCAAUUAACUCUGAUGUUAUCAUAACCAAGAAAGACAUAAAAUUCAAAACAUUAAUACCAAAAGAAUAUGUCAAAGCCAUUGAGGCUGUUGAUAUCAAAACUAUUCAGUUCCUUCCGAUCGCUGUUUAUGAAAAGUUCCCAAAUUUAGAAGCUUAUCAGUUUAGAAAUUGCUCUAUUAAGGAAAUAAGCUAUGAAAAUUUUGAAAACUUAACUGAUAUUCAAUAUUUGAAUUUAGGAUUAAAUGAAAUCUCCACGAUUCCAGCUAAUACUUUCCGUGACCUCACAAAUUUAAAGAGCUUAGAAUUAAAUGACAAUUUAUUCCAAACUAUUGAUGCACAAAGUUUUGCAGGACUUGAAAACUUGAAUUAUUUUAGUCUGCAUAAUAACCAAAUUACAUCAGUGCCAGAAGAUGCAUUUAAUUUCUUGACUGCAUUGGAAAAAAUUUCACUUGCUUACAACAAACUUGAAGCUUUAAAUGACGAGCAUUUUAAAAAUACUAAGAAAAUUGAAACAAUCUGGUUAGAAAGAAACGUGAUUAAAUCUUUGAGUCCUUCAAUGUUUGAUGGAAUGGAAUCUUUUGUGUAUGUUUCGCUGCUCAACAACACUUGCAUUGACGGACAGUACUUCUCUGAAAAUGUUGAAGAUUUAAAGGAAAAAAUUAGAAAUAAUUGUGUUUUACUGAAUUUCCUGGCACCACUGAUAAUUGUAUCAGCAAUUAAUGAAACUUUUGGUGCAAGAAUCAUAACAGGGUAUUAUGAAAAUGAGCCUUGGGAAGAUUUUAACUCAAAAUUAUACACCUUCAACACAGAUGAUGCUGUAAAAAUAUCAACAAGAAACGCUGAAGUAAAAUCACAAGCAAAAGGAUAUGUAAAAGGCUUUACUAUUGAAAACAAUGAUUAUGUAAAACACCUCCCAACAAAAAUGUACAAAACAUUUCCAAAUCUAGUUGCAUUCCUUGUUACCAACUGCCCCAUCACUCAAAUCGAGUACACGAAUUUCAAGAAACUUGUAGAACUCCGGAUGAUAGCCAUCAACUAUUCAAAUUUGACAGUGAUAGCACAAGACACAUUUAAAGAUUUAAAUAAUCUUUUGAUACUCAAUCUAGCAUUUGGAUCCAUAAAAUCAAUUGAUAAUCAAAUUUUUAAAAAUCUUGUUACUUUGAAAGACCUUAAUUUAAUGCAAAAUUAUAUCACGACUAUAUCCGACAAUGCUUUUGACAGUUUGAUUGAGCUACGAAAUCUCACACUUUGUGAUAACAGCCUCAGUAUUUUUAAUGAUGAACAUUUUAAAAAUAACAAAUUAAUUGAUUGGAUUCGGUUGGAAAAUAAUACUUUAACAUCACUCAGUUCUACAAUGUUUGACAAUAUGGAAAAUUUGUAUUUUAUUGGGCUUAGUAAUAACACGUGCAUUGAUGCUGAUUAUAACUCUGAUGAGUUCGCUGAUAUGAAGGAAAAAAUUGAAAAUGAUUGUAAAUUGUAAUUUUUUUUAUUUUUUGGGAAAUAUAAUUUGAUAUGUUGUGGC
Chironomus riparius is the source of this 1697-nucleotide messenger RNA. The record is from the annotation of a GenBank genome assembly. Lineage: Eukaryota; Metazoa; Arthropoda; Insecta; Diptera; Chironomidae.